GGUCGGCAGUCCCGGCGCGCUGCCGCCGCGUGGAGCCGCGCUGCGUGUUCCCGAUCCCUGAUCCCACAUCCCCGAUCCCACAUCCCUGAUCCCUGUUCCCGGCUCCCUCCGCCGCCCCGAGCCGUGCCCCCGCUGCGGGCCGGCGGCGCGGGGAUGGGCGCGGGGCUGUGAGCGCGGCCGGGAGCCGUGGCCAUGGGGAACAUCUCCUCCAACAUCUCCGCCUUCCAGUCCCUGCACAUCGUCAUGCUGGGCCUGGAUUCGGCGGGCAAGACCACGGUGCUCUACCGCCUCAAGUUCAACGAGUUCGUCAACACCGUGCCCACCAUCGGCUUCAACACGGAGAAGAUCCGGCUCAGCAACGGGACGGCCAAGGGCAUCAGCUGCCACUUCUGGGACGUGGGCGGCCAGGAGAAGCUGCGCCCGCUCUGGAAGUCCUACAGCCGCUGCACCGAUGGCAUCAUCUACGUGGUGGACUCAGUGGACGUGGACCGGCUGGAGGAAGCCAAAACGGAGCUGCACAAGGUGACCAAGUUCGCGGAGAACCAGGGCACCCCGCUGCUGGUCAUCGCCAACAAGCAGGACCUGCCCAAAUCGCUGCCGGUGGCCGAGAUCGAGAAGCAGCUGGCCCUCCACGAGCUGACCCCUUCCACCACCUACCACAUCCAGCCCGCCUGCGCCAUCAUCGGCGAGGGGCUGACGGAGGGCAUGGACAAGCUCUACGAGAUGAUCCUCAAGCGCAGGAAGUCCCUCAAGCAGAAGAAGAAGCGGACAGACAAUAGUGGUGAUAACAAAGCGGCUCCCGCCAGCCGAGCCCAGAUCCCGGAGCUCCCCUCGCCCACCGCCCCGUGCUCCUGAGGGUCUGAUCCGGACUCCCUUGGGCUGGAAACACGGAAAAAACGGGAUGAAUUCCCCCUCUCCAUCUCCGGGAGCACCGAGCCUUUGUGUGCCGGGGAACCAACAGGGCAGGACCCUGUUGAAGCGCGUUCGAGCGGAGCCCAGCGUGCUUUUGGAUCUUUAACGUGGGCAUUUGGGGGUGUCGAUGCCAGCCCCCCACAUGCAUUUUGGGGCGGGGGGUGCGGAUGCACCGUGGCUCGGCAAGGUCAGCGGGGGGGGGGGGGAACGACUUGCAGCCCUCAUUCCUGCAUCCCCGCAUCCCUGGAUCCCUCCCCCGCGGGUGGCGGUGGGAAGGGGUGUUGAAAGCUUGGACGGGGGGGUUGGACCAGCAGAAAAUGUCUUGGAGGGGUGGGUGUGGUGGGUAAGGGGACAUGCACCCACCCUGGCUGGUGUUUUAGGGUGCAGAGCAAGGACGGGCAGCCUUUGGCUUGUGGGGGGAGGAUGCGACACCGGGGUGCUGAGCAGCUGCUGAGUGGUGCAGAGCUUUAAGCUCUUGGCUCAAAAAAAAAAAAAAAAAAAGGUGGAAAAAGGAAAAAGAAUACCCAAGGGUUUGGGGUGAACGCUGCUGGAAGCGUCGGGGGGGUUGUGCAGGACCCCGGCAGUGUCACCUUCGGCAGCAAAGCCCCCCGCAGGUGUGCAUUGUCCCCGUGCUCAGGGUGAGGGUGCUCCAAGGUGCGGCUUUAGAGGUGAUCCAAACUAGGGGUUACUUAGGAAAACCCCCAAAAAGGCAGAGUUCGGGGUUCUGGCCACUGUGCUGCUCUGCAGUGGGGCAGGAGGCCAAGUCAGGGAGGGUCAUGGCAGGGCAGGAUGGAUGGAUGGAUGGAUGGACAGACGGAGAUGGCCAGAGCCUGCAAAAAAAUCUCUGCUGGAAAAGGAAGAUGGCAGGGGGUGAAGAGGCAUGAGGGGGUUGUGGUAGGUUUUUAAUAAAGAUUCAAACCUGAUUAAAAGCCCCUCACUUCCCCUAGUAGCCACAUGGGCAAGCUGUGCCUGCAGAGCAGCCUGAGCACCCGGGCAGGGUCGGGCCUGGCCGCCUCCUCCUGCAGGUGAACAUUUUAUACCUGCAUGGGGCUGGAGACCAAAAUCCACUUGCUGUCUGUAUUUCAGCCUGGGAUCCAGCUCUCCCGGGUCCUGGCUUCCCACAGAGCUGAAGCAGGCAGCCCUCAGGGGCCAAAUAUCCUGAGUUUGGAGGCAGGCAGGAUUUUCUGGUGAUUUUACACCAGCUUUCCCAUUUGCAAACCCCUUCCCAGAGCAGCCAAGGGGAAAGCACCAAGCAGACAAAAGCAAAAUGCCCUUUGGGUUUCGGGGAGUUGAUCCUCCCCUUGCAGCGACGAGCACCUUCCAAACAGCAUUUCUGGGGGGCGGGCGGGGGGGUUUGUUAGGGAGCAAAUGUUGCAGCCGAGUUGUGUUUGUUCUCCUCUUGCUGGGUUUGAGUUCCCGGCGCGAGUCCCGAUCUGUGUGGGCUGGUCCCAUCCGUUCAGGUGGCUCUCUUCCCGCUCCCUCGGGUUUCCCUGCUUUGUCUUCACCUCCAACACUUUGGUACUUGCUGUCAAGAGAGAGAGAGAGAAGAAUUAUUUAUUUUUGAUGCCACAGAAGCCACAUGUAUUUACCCAUUUUUGGGAGGGCAACCUGUUUGAAAUGUAAAAGCUGUGUUGACCCCAGCAGCUCCAGGGUGAUCAGGUUUUAGGAAUGACACCUGCAGGCUGUUGGUGGUGGGUUUUUUUACCUCCUGGCUGGUCUCGGUUUAGCACAUGCUGGCAGUGGAAAGGCCGUUUUUACAGAGCUGGGAGCUCGUUCCACCCAGCUGAGCAUCCCCUUGGAGAGAUGGCAGAGGGCUGGAAGGCUCGGGUGGGACGCUAUGCCCGUGCCCUUGCCAGCCGCUCUGCUUUCUGCAAUAAUUAAAAAGACUUUUCCAACGAGUAGCUCCUGGCUUCCGUGGUGUUUCCGUAACGUCCCACCCGGUUUUCCCCCUUCCCCGUGUGAAGAUGAGCGUCGCCCUCGGUGGGCUGCAAGAAGAGGGGCCUGAGCAGAGCAGCCCCCAAGGGCUCUUUGCAAGGCCGUGCAUCUUCUCAGAGUCUGGAUGACCUGGGUUUUCUGGCAGGUCUCAUUCCCCAGGUCCAUUUGCCGUGUUCCCCUCCGCGAUAUCCCGUGUCCUGCCCUCGCCAUUGUCCGUCAGUCUCUGUUCCUCCCGUCUUUCCUUUUUUUCGUUUUCUAUUUUAUUUUUUUUUUAAGAUGCAGACAUAAUGCUGUGAACUGAAAUAAAUUAUUUAUACAAUGAAAGGGCCUGAUAAAAAAAAACAACCAAA
Vidua chalybeata is the source of this 3197-nucleotide messenger RNA. It is a transcript of the gene ARL4C, whose product is annotated as ADP ribosylation factor like GTPase 4C. Gene Ontology annotation, biological process: intracellular protein transport; endocytic recycling. Lineage: Eukaryota; Metazoa; Chordata; Aves; Passeriformes; Viduidae. Gene Ontology annotation, cellular component: cytoplasm. The record is from RefSeq and is a predicted model, not a curated record. Gene Ontology annotation, molecular function: GTP binding; GTPase activity.